Molecule: messenger RNA, 1029 nt
Organism: Medicago truncatula (barrel medic)
Lineage: Eukaryota; Viridiplantae; Streptophyta; Magnoliopsida; Fabales; Fabaceae
Product: non-classical arabinogalactan protein 30
Exons: 2
Coding region: 1-1029 (342 amino acids)
Cellular component (GO): cell periphery
Source: RefSeq, a predicted model, not a curated record
AUGGCCAAAACUCUGGUAUUGUUUUUUCUCUUUCUCCAAAUAACCUCUUUCAUAGCAUUUACUGAAGAGCUAGAAACUUUUCAUAACAAACCAGCAACUCCACUUCAUCCCCCAACUAAGUCACCGGUUCAUAAACCACACCACAACCACUCACCAUCCCAUGCACCUUCUCAUGUUCACACUCCUUUACAUCCUCCUCACCCUGCUAAACCCCCGACCCAUCACCACCACCAGCAUCAACAUCAUUCACCAUCCCCUACUCCUUCCCAUGUUCACACUCCUAUACAUCCUCGUCACCCUGCAAAACCCCCAACCCAUCAUCAUCAUCAUCAUCACUCUCCCGCACAUGCCCCUAUUAAGCCUCCGGUUCACACUCCUUUACAUCAUCCUCAUCCUGCCAAACCUCCAACCCAUCACCACCACCAACAUCACUCACCAUCCCCCGCCCCUUCACAUUUUCACACUCCUUUACAUCCUCGUCACCCUGCAAAACCCCCCACCCAUUAUCAUCAUCACUCUCCUGCUCAUGCCCCUAUUAAACCUCCAGUUCACACACCUUUACUUCCCCCUCAAUCUGCAAAGCCCCCAACUCACCACCAUCACCACCCUCCGGCUCAUGCCCCUACUCACACACCUCUUCUUUCAAGAAGCUUGAUAGUUGUUGAAGGAGUUGUUUAUGUCAAAUCUUGCAACCAUAAUGGUGUUGACACCCUAAAGGGAGCUACACCACUUCUUGGUGCCAUUGUGAAGCUCCAAUGCAACAACGCCAAACAUAAGUUGGUCCUUAAAGCCAAGACUGAUAAGAAAGGUUACUUCUAUAUUGGUGGCCCAAAGAACAUUGUAGGUUAUUCAACUCGCCAUUGCAACGUUGUUUUAGAUAAUUCACCAAAAGCACUAAAACCUUCAAAUCUUCAUGGCGGUCUUACUGGGGCUCUUCUUAAGCCAGUGAAACGAUCAGUGUCUAAGGGGAUUUCUUUAAAACUCUUCACUGUUGGACCAUUUGCAUUUGAGCCCAAAUGUCAUCAUUAA